UAUAUAUGUAUUUACAUUUAUAUUACAUUUCCUAUUGUAAUUUUCCAAGAUUGGAAUAAUUUUGAGUUUUAAGUAACUGGAUAAUGAUACAUUUAUAUUUUGAUCGUAUGAAUUUGACUCAUAUGAAGACAACAUUUUAUGUUUCAUUUAAGGUAUUUAAAUUUGAAGUGUAGAUAUAAUUUGGUCAAUAUUAGAAUUACAUUACUAUACUUCUGAAAAUCAAAUUUGUAAAUAUUUAUACUCAUCUUUUCUUCCUUGGCUAUGUAGAGAGAUUCAUUGCCAUUGAAAACUGCAAAAAUGAACCCACUGCCAUGCAGUCUUAUGUUGGCAUGAUGUUAUAUCGUACUAUUUAUAUUAGCUUGUAAUUAUGUUUUAGUAACUAUAUGAAUAUACUGAUAUGUUGAUAAAAAAGUCUUUAUUACCUACACUUAAUAUAACUCCUAUACUUGGCUAUACUAACCAUUUCAUCUUUGUCAUAGUUUAACAUUAUCACAUUUUCUACUUCUUUGUGUAAUUUGUUGGGCCUCUUUAACAUUAUAUACAUAAUACAUACAUACAUACACACACACACACAUAUAUAUAUAUAUAUAUAUAUACAUACACAGUAUACAGUCUAUAAUAAAAUUGUCAUUAGGCUUGUCUACAGAAGGAGACGCCGAGUUUUUGCUUUUGUCAUUGUAAAGUUGGGUGCUUGUCGUGGAGGACCCACAUGGGGGCGCUGUGAAGUCCUUUACUUCCUUUUUUUGACUCCUUUUCCGGUAACGCGGUAACUUGUUGACUAUGGAGUCUGUUUCCAUGGCAACCAGGCUACUCUAGCCGGACGCCGAAACGUCAACAAUAAAUGACAACUCCUAUACUGCUGAAGAAACACAAAUUGUGUAAGUUAAAACCAAAGUAGAUAAUUGGAAUGCAGAUACGAUGAAAGAGAAGGAAUUCAUUAUUUAGUUGAGAAGGUGUUAAUGUCGCGUGUCCCUUUUGUUUCUCGUUAUUCUUUGUCUUUAAUGUCUUGUCUUGUUUACUUUCAUCUCAAAGAUGGUACCCAAUUAUAAAGGUUCUUUAUCUCGCUGUUAGAUUGUUUAAAUUGAAUGUCAAAUUAAACAUACCGUUUAAUUUUGAUUAUCAUGGCGGAGGUUCGUAUCCGUGUGGCGGUUCGGUUGCGUCCACUGCUCCCCAGGGAGCUACUACACGCCCACCGGGAGUGUCUGCGGGUAAUUCCCGGGGCCCCUCAGGUGAUACUCGGUUCCGACCAGCUCUUCUCCUUCGACCACGCCUUUGGACCGAGCUCCAGCCAGCAUGAAGUGUACGAGUCCUGCGUUCGGCCGCUUACAAGGGGACUGCUGGACGGAACCAAUGCCACCGUGUUCUGUUAUGGACAAACCGGGUCUGGGAAAACAUACACGCUGGGAGGGAAUAAGAUGGAUGCAGACGGAGGCAUCAUCUCCUGCUUUGCCAAGGAUGUCUUCUCACUGCUGGACAAGAAGAAGCAGAGCAGCAGCGAUGGAAUGGAUGCCACGGUGCGUCUGUCCUACUUGGAGCUGUACAAGGAGGAGCUGCGGGACCUGCUGGAGCUCGACACCUCGCGCAAAGACCUGCACAUCAGGGAUAACUUCAGGGGGAACACAGUGGUGGUGGGAGCCAAAGAGGUGGUGGUCUCCACCUCCGAGGAGCUCCUCAACAUCCUGGAGGUGGGCAACGCCCUUAGGCAGACAGGUGCCACCGGCAUGAACAAGCACUCCAGCCGCUCCCACACCAUCCUCACGCUGUGGCUCAGCCAGACCUUCCCCGAUAAGCCCUCCAAGGCGGAGCACCUCUCCAAGUUCUGUGUGGUCGACCUAGCAGGCUCGGAGCGUGUCGGCAAAACGGGAAACACGGGGAUCCGAUUUGAGGAGUCAGUCCACAUCAACACGGGCCUCCUGGCGCUGGGCAACGUCAUCCGGGCCCUCACUAAUCCCGGUAGACAACGCAGCGCCUAUAUUCCGUACCGCCACGCCAAGAUCACGCGCCUGCUACGCGACUCACUAGGGGGAAAUGCCUGCACCCUAUUGGUGGCAUGUGUAAGCCCCUCCCACCACAGCUUUGCAGAAAGCUUGAGCGUGCUGAAGUUUGCGUCCAAGUCUCGCCACAUUCGCCACCAUGCUGAGGUGGAAGCACCUGACGCUGAAGACAGCCUUCCUUCAACGUUAACCUCUGACGACCCGCCUCUGACGUCCAAAGGUGGCGAUCUGGACCAUGAGGUCCAGCCUCUGAGACCACUACUGGAGCAGACCAGCCCACGUAAGGAUGACAACCAAACAAGAGAAGCAUCUCCUUACUCUUCACUGGUCCAUCAAGCUGCUAAGCUUCUGGCCGAGGUCUGCGGCCCAAAGACAAACGACUCUUUCGCACGUCGAGUGCGGGAGUGGAACAAGAGACUGAAGGCUGUCAGCCAAUCACAUCACAGCGAGGACGUCAGCUGGCUGGAGGAGAAAGACCUGAAGACGUGUCCGGCGUCCGUGGAGGCAGAUUGCCAGCUGCAGCAAAAAGUCGCUAAACUGAAAGAAGUGCAAAAAGAAGGAAAGGAGCUCCCACAGAAGCACAGCGUCUUCAUGCAGGCUUUUUGGGAGCAGAAGGAACAGACCGAGCGGCUGGUGGACCAGCAGAUCCUCAUUGACUGUCUUCGCUGCGACCUCAUGACCUUGAGGGGUAAAACAUGCUGCAGGGGUCAACACGGACCUCACAGCGCCAGCCUGGUCCGACCCAGCUGUGGACACAUGCUGAUCAGCAAGAUGCAUGCCAGUCUGCCGGCCGAGUCGCUGGAGAGGCUGAUGGCAACUUUUAAGGUGAGCAGCCAUCGCUUGCAGAGUGAGGAGGAGAUGAAGGAUUUCUGUCCUCUGCUGAAGCAAACGGCAGAGUUUAAAGGACAAGAGACAAAAGACGGGAUGGACUUUGCGAGUGGGCUUGGAUGGACCAGCAGACAGAAGAAGUCGACCCUGAAAGAAAAGACGUUCGGACAGGAGCAGACGUCCAAGCAAAGACCUCAGCAGGCCACUCGCAUCUCUGAGCAGUGUCGUACGAGGCAGAGAGCCAGCUUGACUCAGAGGAGGAUCCAGAUGCUGUCUGCCAACAUGUCCUUAAAAGAGGAACUGGUCAAAGAGAUGGAAAAAACUGAGAAGGACACCCGUGCGGCGGUGCGACACGACUCGGGCGACCGCAGAGAGGACGACGUGCUGGCGUGGCUGUCUGAGCAGAGCAGGCAGGGCCGAGCCACGCUGCGUCACAGCCUGCAGCACAUGGACCUGCUGAGGGCUCAGCUGCAGAGGAGCCUGAGGAGGACCAGCCUAGACAGCAGUGACAACCCUGAAGAAUGGAACCCUGGCAGGGUGGACCGUCUUGUAGAUUUAAACGUGUACAGAAAUCAACCUCAGCAGGGGUCAAAAGAGCAGCACGAGUGUUGUUGGCUGGAGGAGGCCGAGGAGUUGGAACUGCAGAGGAGAGCCAAGCAGCAGGAGAUGGAGGAGGAGCUCAGGAGCAGCCAGGACGUGCUUCAACGCAGGGACGCCUGCCUGGAACAGAAGAACAAACUGGAGACGGCGAGGCUACGCUCCAGUCAGGCUUUGAGGCAGGACCUUCUCAGAGUGUCACUGCGCUUGGAAACGCUGGAGGAGAAGAUGGGGAACUGUGGCGGCGUGAAGCAGGCAACACAAACGUCAUUGAAGGAGCUGGAGAAGCAGUGGGAGACACUUAAAAAGAGGAGAGACUGCCUGGAUUCACAACUUAAGGACAACACAGUGCUCACUGUGGAGGAGGAGCAGUUGGAGGAGGCCGUACAAGUCCUGGAUGCCGCUCUGGACUUUAAGGAACGAUCCAUUAGGGACCAGCAGGAGAAGAUGGCGUCGCCAUGUGAGAGAGCCCUUCUGUUUGACAUCACCACGAAACUGAGGACGCUCUCGCAAGCCGAAGCAUCGGAGCUGCUUGUCAAAUACUUCAACAAAGUGAUCAGCCUUCGUCAGACGGAAGGUCGCUUGUGUCUGUACUGCGAGGAGCUGGAGAUCUUGUGUGGCGAGCAGGAGGCGGCGUGCAGGCAGCUGGAGGCCGCCUUGCAGCACUUGGCCUUGGAUGCCGACCGCAGGCUCACCCUGCAGCAACAGGAACAUCAAAGGAACAUCCAGCUCCUGCUGCGCAAACUUAAAGAGGGCAUCUCCGGAGAAGCACAGCUGGUACUCCAAGACCGUCUCCAGAACCUAGAGAAAGAACUGUUCUUCUACAAGCACUGCAGCCGCAAGCUGAGGAAGCAGCUCAAAGAGUCGCAGAACGACGCCCAACCUGUCACAAAUGACACCGCUCAAGCACAUGCGGAAUCCAAAGAUGCGAAGACGCACGCUGGGCAACAACAAAGCCCGUCCUCUUCUUCGUCGUCGUCGUCCACCGAGCUGCACGGGGGCACCAAGGCGCCUGCCGAGUGUCAUCAGAUAAGCUCGCUGGCGCGUUUCCAUGGUUACAGCGAAAGAUGGCCGCCUCACCACCACCUCGGGUCGCAAACGGCGUUUGGCCUCCGUCGUAAGAAGCUCAGAGAGCUAUCUCCCGCUGACGUGCAAGCUCGGGAUUCUGUGGUGGACACUGGCAUCGAGAUGCUGUCUGACGACUCGCUGGACGUGUCCACCAGCAGUUAAUGUUAAUGUUGUGGCCAGUGAGUGGAUGGUCCAACUGUUUUCUACCACAAAGACUCUUACUUAGGGAUAACCAAUAAUAUCGGCGGCCCAAUAUUUGCAUAAAAAUGUAAUAUCGGUCAAUAUCAGUAUCAGGAUUUUUCCCUAUAAUGAAGCCGAUAAUAAACAUAAUGCUGUAUACAGUAUAGGCCUAUGGGCUCCCGUAUUUUCUGGCGCACGAAUGAUGACCUCGGCAAACUGCCUCUCAAGCCUGUAAACAAACGUGGGUGGCUAAAAACAAGGUAGCUUGCGCCUUCCAAUCCAUCCAUAUUCUAAAUAUGCCGCCUAUCCUUACUAGAAGGAAUGUAACAAUUCCUGGAAGUAAGCGAUAGUAAAAUCUGAGACUGUGUGAGCGCUUGAUAAGUGAAAAUGCUUUUUGAUAUAUCGCGUGUAUUUUCAUUCCUAUACAUGUUUGUUAGGUAGAUUACUUUUCCUCUUCAAUUUCACAUCAGAUUUAUACCGAGUGUUGGACGAACACCUGUAGUCAUACGAGUGCCUUGAAAGUUAAGUCCAACUUUGAACCUUUCAAACUCAUGGAUCGGAGCUUCAGGACAAGAUAAAAAAGGUAUGUAGGAUACAAAUUCACUAUUCUACAAAUUUUCGGGCAUUUGUUGACUAUCCGCCAAUAUUUUGGCGGAUAGUCCAGCUUGGUAUUGGCCCAUGUUCACAAAACAGUCCCAUGUGACAUGUCGUUGACAGAUGAGCAUAUUUUUCUCUUGCUGGCCGGGAAUCAGCAGCUCCAACCACUUGUGCCUGACGCUUGCCUCUUUAGGUACACCCCAACAAACAUUUCCUGGGAGCCAUUGCUCGACGUGCUAACACCAGCGGGGGUGCUGGCCAUGCCCAUUUAAGGAAGUCCGGGUUGCGUUGAUGUCAGUGGAACUUGAUGUAAAAAAAACCCUCUGUAAAACACAGCGUGCAUAGCCGUCCCAAACUGCUUUCAGGUCUCACUUCCGAAGUGCAAACCUCAUUAUCUGACGUGUCGGCAACGCUUAACACGAGAAUACAACAUUGUAACAUUUACAGGUCAGAAAAGAGGAAAAGCAUAAUAGGUCCCCUUUAACAUUUAUCUGCAGAUGAAAUUACAUUCAAAUUAGAUGGUGCCAAAUAUGUUAAUUUUGCCCCGGAAUUAGUGGACAUGCAAUUUGUAGUGUGGCGUGGAAACAAAUACUGCGUGCUGCUGCACAGUGUUGGAGCUACAGUAUGUGGUCCACCCCAGCCACCUCACUGGCCAUCUAGACAUUUCAGGUAUGAACUUAUUGCCAGCCCUAUGUGAGCAAGGAGCUCACCUUGGCCACUCCAUUGAAACAUUUCUGGCUCCGCCACUGCCGCUGCACUAAGAGUGCUAGGCCGACAUGAAAAUUCUGGCACUUGAUAUUCUUCCCUGGAGUUUUUGGCCAUCAAAAAAAUGUAAAUGGCUGCUCUGUUGACUUUUAAAACAAAUGUCACAGCCUAAGCCUAAUGGCAAGUAUUUGUCAGAUGUUGUACAAUGUUGUUUACAGCCACGUUGACAAGCUAAUUGCUGAUGCUUCACAACAGAUGUGUGUUCAUUUCACGACGGGAGAUAUAUGAUGUUACACAUAUCGGUAUCGGCAGAUAUCGGUAUCGGAAAUUGAGAGUUGGACAAUAUCGGUUAUCGUCAAGAAAGCCAAUAUCGGACAUCCUUAGUCUUAGCGGAGCACUUUUUUUGUAUUAUGUUUUGUCAUCCCCCAAUAGCACACUUCUAACAACACAAUCUAGACAGUUCAGGUUAGAAUAAAGUUAGGACUUUUUUUGUCACAGACAACCACAGAUCCAACAAUCAGAUCACAGCAAGCUACGCUUUUAUUGCUUGAAAACUACACUGACUGCUGUCUAAUUAUGUCGUGUCACAACAUUAUUACAUCUACUGAUUGCUUAGCUCUUGUGUAUUUGUUGUUUAGUCCAGUGGAUACGCGACACUUGCAGUACUACAAAAAUUACUUGUUAAAUACUUGACAACUUUGAUUCAUUUUAUUAAUGAAUAUAUCAAAUAUAUAUCAGAGAUUGUCCCAAGAUUAAACAAUUUUUGAAUACCCACCCACUUCAAAUAAACACGGCACCUCCAAAAGAAGCUUUCUUCUUCGCCUCAAGAAGAACCUGUUCACUCUUGACUGAUUAUAUAUAUGAUCCUUUUUAGAAUAUUAGGGCCUGAGCACAGAGUAUAAAAUGUUUGUGGGGAAAAAAAGGUUGUAAAAAUCAAUUUAAUACCAUUGUAACAACGCUUUCAGUCAAAUAAAGGCCUUCCCCCUUAACUUAUUGUUAGUUAUUAUAAAGUUUCAGACAAAUGUACGUAGGUAUACUAGAUGGUGUUUUUCUUCUGAGGAAGACCACAGGUGACGGUGGAAACAAAAAUACAAUCUCAUAAACCGGCGCUAAACCAAAAACGUAUUCAAUAAGACAAAAUGAACAGCUUUUUAAAACUAGAAGUACACUUGAUCAAAUAAAAGCCUCCCUCAUCAAUUGUGAUCGUAAACGCAUUUGAACAAAUACAGUCCUACCUUCUAAUACAGGGGUGGACAAACUGAGGGGCCGUCUUAGGUGGUUAUCAAACAAUGACAUACUUACUCACGGUGCAACGAAAUAAUACAACACAUCCAUAGCAAGGUAGCGCAUCACAUAAAUCUACUACUACUACGUGAGUGACGAACAACAAGCAAGUCCUAAACAUAACAUGUAACAGACUGUACAAGUGCCCACAAGGCAUGCUGGGUAGUCCAGUGGCAACAACAAUAUGAACGAUAAAGCAUUUCAUUAACGCCCCUCCUUGUUCACUUGUUGGACAACUUCAACAUAUUUUGCAAUCAAGCAGAAUGUGACAAACACUCCAACAUGUUGCGAGAGUGUACCACAAGCUACCCAGCAUGUCUUGCGGCGGGAAUACAUGGGUGUAAUUUUGGUGUACACGGUUAUUUGUAUGCUCACAUGGUACAGUCAAUAGGGUACGCUGUGCGUCACGUGUGUUGACUUGUGUGGCUCGCUUUUUUGUACAAGCUACACAGCAUCUGCACUGCAUCUGAGGAUUUCAUGUACAACUCAAGCGUACCACAAUAGCCGGCUACAGCCUCUAUGUUAAAGGUUUAAAAACAAGUCAUUUGGGCUGGAUGUAGCCCAUGGGCCGCCGUUUGCCCAUGCCUGCUCUGAUAAAACCCUUACCCUCUCUAAUAGAUGCCCAGUAUGCUCUGCAGUUGAGCAAAUAAUUAACUAUAAUUAACUAAAUCAACUAUCAAGCAAACAAAACCACACUCAAAAAAAAAUCACUGAAAAAGUAUUUUAAUUACUUAACAGUGGACAAACUAGAAACAUUCCAUGAUUUUUUCGCAACAAUUUUGGCAUUUUUGGAACCCACAGAAUGACAUCAGGCACUCCUGUCGCUACGUAACCUUUUUGUGCCUGUAGAGGGCAGCAUUGAACCAUUUACCAUUGAAGCACAAUGUAUACUGUGUGUGAGUGUGUGUGUGUGUGUGUGUUCGGGGCAUGCACGCAGUCCAAUAUAACAAAAAAAAAAAAGAACAUCUUCAUUUGCUAAUGCGCUGCUAUCAGAGAUCAGCUUCGGAACCUUUCUUCCCCCUUUUGUUUCCCUGUCAACCACAUCACACAAUCAGUUGAACAUCAAAUCAUAUUUGAACACCAGAUCAACCUUUUUACAUGACGAGACAUGUGAGAGAAAAUAGUGUGCCUGUCUUACCUGAUGUUUUGGUUGCUCUGACUGCAAACCUUUGAGCUUAGAUCGCUCUUGUUCCAGAGCCACGUGUAGUAAAGUCACCUACAAAUACAAACGCCCCCACCAUAAGUCCUUCACGGGAUGCACCGGUCGCACGCAUGCACAGAAGUACAACACAACCUGUGACGAGAGCUCCUCUUUGAUAUGAAGCAGCUCCUCCACCUGCAGCAGGAUCUCUGCUUUGUCUUUCACUACAAACACACAAGGAUCGUAACAAAUGCAUUUUUUUUUUAACCUUUACACCUUGGCAUCUUUUUUCACUCACUCUCUCCUUGUUGGAGCAUCUUAAGAAGCUGCCAGUUUCUUGCUUUCACCUCUUUGUAUUUCACCUAAAACAACACAUACAUUAGUGAAGGUCUGGUAAGACUUUAAUAAUGAUUUAGAGUGCAUGAGACAGUGUAACAUGAGUUUCACACCAACAGCUGAGUAGUUUGUCAUUUUGAUAAUGUUGACCACUCUGCUGGUCAAUACUUGUGCUACAAAUUAUCGGCGAUAAUCGGUAUUAUCGGCAACAUUUUUUGAGACAAUUUUUUUCAUUAAUAAUUGUCAUGGGACGUGUAAUUAACAUUUGAACUACUAGAUGGUAUUCGAGUAUAGCGUACCUUGUGUGAGCCACAUUAGCUUGACACAAAAGUUGCCUGUAUCAUACAGACAACUUCUGAGCUCACUUUGUCAUUAAUUAUGUGGCAUAAAAUGCCUGUCACGCUAACAAAUUUUACUGGUAGAUCAUUGUGCUACAAAUUAUUUUCGAUAAUCGAUGGUUGUGGCAUUUUUUUUUAACCAUUUUUCAUUGCUUGUAUGGCAUGAUGCCAUUACAUUGUAUCAAAUGCAAUAAACUUUUAAUUUCUAGAAAGUAUUUAACAUUAUAAUCGGAAUGUCAACAGUUUUUAAAUACAAUACAUUAAACAAAUAAACAACAUGCUUGUGACAUUGGCUUUUCAACCGUAUUGAAUGGGUGCAUUUCGUUGCAAGUGCGCACCAUUUUGUGCGGUUUGGUUUGUAUUUGCUUUGCUGACUAAACGCCUCAGUAAGCGUUGGCUGUCGGGACGAAGGUGCUGCUGCAGCUCCAGCAGUAGUUUUUUUUCCCCCAGUUGGUAAAGCUGAAAAGGAUGGUUGUUUUUCAGGUGGGCUUCCUUGUCACUACUUUCGAACAAAUGACGCUCACCUUGUUCAUUCUGUUUAAAACCAAAAUAUUCCCACUCUGUGGCUGUUGCGUUUGCCUUAGAAACCAUCGCUUCUGUGCCUUCGUUCAUGUGAGCAUAUGCUUUCUCACGAGGCUACUUUAGACUGCGGUUAAUUGAAUGGAGGUGUUAAUUGGAGCAUUCAUUAUCGCCACACGAUAAAGUUCAACAAACGCUGAAGGUCUGACCUCCCAUUGUGUGAUGGUCUUCUUCAGCUCCUGGAUCUCCUGGUCCUUCUUCUCCAGCUCGUACUUCAGCUGUUCUGCUCGCGGGUCCUAUUAGCGCACAGGACGGGAGUUAGAAGUCAAGUGGGAAUAUGACCCAAGCUUAAAAUGGUAUCAGCUGCCGUCAUGCUUUUUAUUUGGAUUUUAUUUUGUAAUGCCAUAACAUAAAGGUAAACCACUAACCAUGGAACAGAAAACAGGACUGACUCCUCAGUAACAAAUGGACAAGACUCGGCUUCUGUGGACGACUCCCUUAGGUGAGUACACAAUUUCUACAUACUUUUAAUGUUUUACUAGACAGUGGUUAACGUCUUCUUACACUUGACAGGAACGCCUCCCUCCACUUCCUGAAAUGCUACAUGUCUCACAUCAUCAAAAAGUGAGUAUCUUUCUUGUAUUACACAAAAGUUUUACCUCCAUACGAAAAUGUUAAAAUGCAACUCAAAACGUUGCCUCUACAGUCGUCCGUCAUUCAAUCACGGUUCAAACAAUGCUCC
Messenger RNA from Dunckerocampus dactyliophorus (ringed pipefish), 10329 nucleotides. RefSeq names its product kinesin-like protein KIF27. The record is from RefSeq and is a predicted model, not a curated record. Bases 1122 to 4649 code for a protein of 1175 amino acids. The transcript is spliced from 13 exons. Gene Ontology annotation, biological process: mitotic spindle organization; microtubule-based movement. Gene Ontology annotation, molecular function: microtubule binding; microtubule motor activity; ATP binding. NCBI's taxonomy places the organism in Eukaryota, Metazoa, Chordata, Actinopteri, Syngnathiformes, Syngnathidae.